ACGGCUUUGAAAGAGAGCGGGAAAUGGCAGCCGAGAUGGAGGUGGUGCAGUUGACGGAGGCGGUUCCUCCUCCACCUCCGCGUCAGGAGCCCCGGGUACAGUGUCUUUCGCGGCGAUGGGCGGCCGAGUUGCUGGGCCACUGCGGGCCUUUCGUGCGGAGACUCGGGACCGGUCAGGCUGUUGAGACCGAGAACUUGGAACAGGCUGUUGGGGAAGCGCUUUGGAACUUUGAAACGGCUGUACAAGAGAAUGUCACUGUUAAUGGGCAGCUGUGGCAGGAAUCAUCAGAUGAUCUUCAAAAUGACACAGACAUUAAACUCCUCGAAGAUCAGCUUGAUGAAUUAAUUGUGGAAGUGGCUUCCAAGCGUAAUCAGUAUCCUAGAAAAAUGCAAAUAAAUGUUGUUAAAAGCAUUAAAAUGCAACGAGAAUUGUUGGGCUAUCAACCUUUUGUGAACUGUCAAGAGAUAAAAGUGGAAAAUUCCCAAGAUCUGUCUAUGAUGGAACUGAGACUUUCAACAAAAACUGUGUCAAGACAUAUUGGAGAAUCAUUUAAGUCCCUGUCAUCCCUUGUGGAAAAAGCAGAAGGCUUCUCAAAAGCAUUGUCUUCACAACAAACUUUGGAACAGUGCAGACUCCAUCAAGAAAUCAUUUCUGGCUCUGAAGUUAAAAAAGAGAAUAAAAGCGAUGUCAAAAAUCUUACAUCACAAGUGGAAGUCAUACCAUCACAAACUGCUAUCAGUAAUUCUGUUCUGCUCAAAAUAAAGAGACCAUCAUGUUCUCGACAGAGAUUCUACCCACUCCGACAAAGAAAACUUAGUCUUGAUACAUGAACACUUUUCUGAAGAGACUAUCGCAAUAGCCCUUCACUUUUUCUAACUGAUUUUUUUCUAUGGCAUAUAUAAGCAUAGAUUGUUUAUAUAGCAUCGUUAGUGAUCCCCUGGAAUACAUAUAGCAAAACAAAAUUUGUUUGAUAGUGAUGAAAUUUGUUACUGGAUCCCUUUAUAUAGCUCUUAAACUACUCUGUAAAAUACUUAAGCAUAUUAUUAAAUUGGAACAUUUUUCUUUGAAAGUAAACUUGCUACAGUAUAUUACAGCUGGAUGAUCUGCUGCAAGGACUUGACUUGUUUAUGAAAACAUAAAUAGUUGAAUGCUAAUUUCUCCAAACAUUGGGUGAAGAGCAUUAUCCAGAACGCUGUGCAUUUCUGUAGCAAAGAUUCUUGCUGGGUACCCUAUGGAACUUUGAGUGGAGCAUCUGCAACUGGAGUUUCAAAGAAGAACUACUGAACUUUCUGAGGCAAAUUCUCAAUGCCUUAAAUGCACAUAGAGGAGUGUCUAGCUCCCGGUAACAGUUUGCAGAUUCCUAGAUCACUAUUAAUUUCAAAAUGUAGCACAACUUGUACAGGUUCAUUGUAACUAUAGGCUGGGAUUAAAGGCUAAAGUAUUUA
Molecule: messenger RNA, 1445 nt
Organism: Candoia aspera
Lineage: Eukaryota; Metazoa; Chordata; Lepidosauria; Squamata; Candoiidae
Gene: NSL1
Product: NSL1 component of MIS12 kinetochore complex
Exons: 6
Coding region: 24-830 (268 amino acids)
Biological process (GO): mitotic sister chromatid segregation
Cellular component (GO): MIS12/MIND type complex; kinetochore
Source: RefSeq, a predicted model, not a curated record